AUGUCCGACCGGAUAGCAGCUUUGAGUCGGGCGAUCUGCUCGUCGCCCACGUUCACAUGUUCGAUACGUGGGAUAGACAGAGUAACCGACCAAUCAACCUUUUUAACGUCUGGUGUGCGGCUUCAGGCAUGCAGUGACCGAUCUUUUGACUGGCCCAGUUUAAAGGAACCAAUGACACCUACCACAAUGAAUCGGAAAUUUAAUCAACCCGGAAAGACAGGACAGAACCCUGUGUUGAAGAAGAUCAAUGUUUUCUGGAUGAUGGCCCAAAAAUUGACUUACAACGCAGCUCCACCAGACACAACUUCCGGAAAACCUUAUGUAGUCUUUUCUGGUCAUCAAAUUUUAUUGCCUUUCGAAGCAAUUAUACCCUAUGGUGGUCUGGCUGCCCAAUAA
This is a messenger RNA of Opisthorchis viverrini, 396 nucleotides long. RefSeq lists its product as hypothetical. The record is from RefSeq and is a predicted model, not a curated record. Lineage: Eukaryota; Metazoa; Platyhelminthes; Trematoda; Opisthorchiida; Opisthorchiidae. The coding region runs from base 1 to 396 and encodes 131 amino acids. The transcript has 3 exons.